Molecule: messenger RNA, 2127 nt
Organism: Naegleria lovaniensis
Lineage: Eukaryota; Heterolobosea; Eutetramitea; Acrasida; Naegleriidae
Exons: 1
Coding region: 1-2127 (708 amino acids)
Biological process (GO): positive regulation of transcription by RNA polymerase II
Cellular component (GO): nucleus
Molecular function (GO): transcription cis-regulatory region binding; DNA-binding transcription factor activity, RNA polymerase II-specific; zinc ion binding
Source: RefSeq, a predicted model, not a curated record
AUGUCUCGAGUUGAAACACACUCUGGUGUUGCGUCUUCUUCCGUUGCAACACAAUCAACGUUGAGUCCUCAUAGUUGUUUGUCUUGCAGACAAUUACAUCGGAAAUGUUCAAAAACAUUACCAUCAUGUCAAUAUUGUAUCAAGAGAGGAUAUAAAUGUAUUUAUGAGCCAUCAUCAUCGGGAAGAAGAAAGGCUCCAAAUUCCAAUCAAUCUGCAUCUGCUAUUGAUGAAAUUGUUUUUAUUAAUGAUGAAUAUUCUCAAAAGAUCAUUUCAUCAAAACAAGGAAAUUCAACUGUAAUUCAUCAUCGAGGCUAUCACCCCUAUCAACAACCGCACUUAACUUCUAACAAACAAAGAAAUUCCAAUAAUCAUGUAAAUAAGACACCAGCAACUAACCACGAUGGAACGAGUUGUACAGAAUCAAUAACAGCAGUCAUCUCUUCUAAUGAAAUGCUAUUACAACAUCAAAUGAAUUAUAGAUUUUCAGCAACCCAGGCGUUGGACGUUUAUUACCAUAUUACUGCAUUGGGAUAUCCAGUGUAUGAUCGAAGCAAAUUAGAGAAAGCAUUGGAUUUCCAGCUCAAUGAGCAAUUGUGGUUUCAAACACAACCAUAUCAAGUGUCCUGUGAGUUGGAAAAAGAGGUUGCUGUUUUACAAACAAUGCAAGCAGUGUGUUUGCAACAAAUGGGAAUUCUUCGAGAAGUUUCAGAUCAAUUAUUUAUGAAUGGGAAACGAAUCAUUGGAAAAUAUUUUGAUGAAGUGGAUUCAAUAAGUGUAUUGGUUGCCAUGAAUUUUAUGGCUGAUUACAUGUUAGGAAAUGGAGAGAAAACGAAAUCUCGAGCCAUGUACAUGACUGUGAGGGCCAAGUUGGAACCAUAUAUCAAAGAAUGUUAUCGUCUUUUUGCUGAUACAUUGGCUUCAGCGAACAUUCAUGAACAUGGAUCUCCAACGAAAUUACCAAAUAUUACCGUUCAAUACUUUUCUGCAUUCCUCCUAGACUCUCAAACAAAAUUUCAUGAAUUUUAUUUCAUUGAGGAGUUGCAUCCAGAGACAUUUAUUUUUGAUGAAUUUGAGAUGGCAUCUAUGUUCCGUUUAAAACGAUCCAAGCUCAACGAGACAUCAUGUCGAUGUCUUUCAAAUGAGAUGUACCAUCAAUUAAUGACCAUUCAUGAGAUAUUUGUUUCAAUGGCAGAUCUGAUCAUGACAGUAGCUCGUAAAAAACACUCUUUGAUGUUUUUGUUUGCUUCAAUGAUUGCAAAGCAAGUUCAUUUGGAAAUUUUAACGAAUUGUGAAAAGAAAAAUGUGAAAGCCAUUUUGAGAGUUUCCAGAGAAGUGAUUGAACUGACGAAACAUGAAUUGUUUAACUUUUUACCUUGUUGUGCCACAAAGGCUGUGAUUAUGGCAUGUUCACUGAGAGUUGAGUAUUUUUCACAACUUUCCUCAUGUGACAACAUGAAUGAUGAUUUGCGUGCAUUGAAAUUACUUUCAAACAAAUAUAGACUGAUCCAACAAGAGAACUCACAAUUAAUCAAAGCCAUUGAAGCUUUGACUUAUUUGCCACAACAAGCCACCCAUAGCGAAAUGGUUGCCUCGAGUUUUCUCUCAUUGAACAAUGAUGUUUCACACAUUGAAAUGAUACACCAACAUUCUCACUCAAUAUUUUCACAUGGUAAUUCCUAUACUGAAUCAUUUGAAGAUGAAGUUCCAAUUUAUAAUACAACCAUUUCUCCCGAGAACACUGCAUUAGAUAUGGAAAAAGUUUUGAAUAAUUUUCGAGCAAACAAAGAUACACUUUCACAAUACUUAAUUGGUGUGGAAAUGUUGGAACUCUUAUUUGAAGGCUUGGUCGAAGAGCAACGCAUCAAAAACUCUGGGCCACUUUCUUUAGAGCUAUUGAAUGAAGCAAGAAAUACCAAACUUGAUUUUAUUACAAAGUUGAUUGAGAAUGCCAAACAAAGGAAUGAUGUUUGUGGCUUGAUCGAGACUGAAAUGUUGAGAAAACAAGCAACAGCAGAAUAUUAUUUCGAGAAGAUGAAAUUGGAAAAACCUUAUCAAAAUUUUGACAAUAUGGACGCGACCGAUAUUUCCAUGGUGUUUCGAUUCGAGGAACUAAGUGUUGACGAAUAG